GCUCCAGGCAGGACUUCCUGCAUGGGAUUUCUGGCCUGGCUGUGCCAGAAGCUAGCAAGCUGAUCUUGAAGUUCUUCUGUCUUCAGGCUUCCCUUAGGAGUGGUGUCUAACUCAGCACUGGGCAGCUGGGCAGGAUCCAGUCCAGGCACUGCAGUUUGUAAGUAGCCAGAGGAGCGUUGCCAGGUCUGUGCUGCCUGCAGAGCACAGCGGGCCUGGCUCUGGGUCAGCUCUGAACGCCUGCCUGGGAAUAAACGGAGCACCCAAAGGCAUGAGACGAGGUAGGUCUGCUGAGCAAACCCAACCUGCAGUAGUCGAGCUGCUCCCGAGUGGAAAGAGUGCCCUGCAGGAAAAACUGGGUUGGUUUGUUAGCCUAAGAUCUCUUUCCCACUCUGCCUGCCCACCAUAGUGGAAUGAUCUGCCCCAACUUUAUAGAAAUUUAAAGCUUAAUUGUUUUCUUUAGAGCAUCAAAAAUUUUCCCUAGGGCCAAAUCCUGCCAUUGUUUUCACCCUCAGUUCUCCUCAACAUGACCACAUUCAGGGCAUUCAUCAUUUCUGCUCUGUGUGAUGUGCACAGGACAAGGUAACAGAGUUGUGCUCGGUGGGGCAACAGUUUCACAACAUAAUUCUGGUGGCUUUAGCCUGAGGAGCACAGUGAAUGCCUGGUCAGGCUGGUGGCACAAAAUUGUCUGUGAAGGUGUGAUGGCCAUGAGAACGCAAGAUUCUACCUAAAUGUAUUUUGACCCUUGGACUUACCUGUUCAAAUAUUUGUGUAAUGCAGCUUCUGAAUAAAGCACAUGGUCAGUCUUUCUCAUUUCUAUCAGCAGAUCUUUCACUACUAAGUAGGAAUAGAUUUGUGUCCCUGUUUAAGGGAAACUCAAGGGUCAGCACCUGAAAAAGUGCUAGUUCUCACCCCUCUGCCAAGUGCAGCUUUCCUGAUGAGAUGGGAAACCAAAGGCCACAGUGCUCAGGGAGUGUGGUACAAACCAGUAAUGCCACCUUGCAGGUUGAGGUGCAUUUUGAGUUGCUGUGCCAUGAGACUGUGCAGUGUCUGUGCCAGGCCCAGAAUCACAGUUAUCAGUACCAUCAGCAUCCCAGCAAACGUGUUCUCGUGGGCAGUGCCAGCUCCUGUGCUGUGGAAGACUUGCUCAGAGGAGCAUCAGCUUCCCUGACACGCAGCAGACGUGGGGGAGGCCUCGUGUGGGAGGUCCCAGGGAUGAGCAGGACCCUUAUCUUGCCAGCCAGCUGGGAGGGCAUUAUCCGGGAGCUCGGCUCUGCAGGGCACACUCUGCACUGGCUGGGCUGCCUGAAGACCUUCCUCUUGUCCUGUAAAGCCAGCGAGAAAGCAAGGAUUGUACUACUCUGAGCUCUCGCACCUCCUGUGAAGGACACCAAAUUCACCCAACUUUAGGAACUCAUCCUCAGAACAAACCAACAAAAGACCUGGGGCUGUGGUGUCAGUCCUAGAGUGUGUGGUGUCUACUUGCCUGGUCUUCACCUCAUUCAGUCUCACCAGGAAAGUGUUUGCAGGUGAAGAUGAACAGGGGAAUUCUCUUCUUGUCCCUGCUUGGCUUCCUCCCGCUCGUGAUACCCACCUGCCCUGUGCCAUGCAAGUGUACCACCACCAUUAUUGACUGCACCUCAAAAGACCUCACUGUAGCAAACCUGCCCGUUGCCUUCCGUCCUUCAGCUGAAAUUAUCCACCUUGGUUACAACAGGCUCACCUCUAUUCCCAAUGGGCUCUUUGACAACCUGAAGAGCCUGCAGGUAGUGUACCUGCAGGGCAACCCUUGGGAAUGCACCUGUGACAUCCUGUACCUGCGCUCCUGGCUGCAGUGGCAGCAGAACCGCACCCUGUACCGGGAUGUGAGGUGCAGCUCCCCGAGGCACCUGCAGCACCGGGUCAUUGCCUACCUGACAGAGGACGAGGUCAACUCCACGUGCCAGUACUGGUACUGCAGCCUGGCUCUCCUCUCUCAGCUCUGUCUCUUCAUCCUCCUUUUCCUCCAGGGUAUCUUGGUUAUCUUCAUCAUUGUUUACCUGCAGAAAUUUCGGAGGAUGACCGCUGAAGCCCGGAGCACCACCCGAGAACUGCACCAGCAGGUUGACCCUUGGGUAUCUUCUUCAAGAAACCCCUACAACAAUGAUUAACAUCCCAAGACUGAAGACCCUCCUCCUCUGGGGGGAUGAUGUGCCAAGCUCCUGUGGUUUGUGAUACCCAGAGCAGACAUCUGAUCCUGACUGCAGUCCAAAGCAGGACUUGAACUAUCAGACACUUGCCUGUGUUCCUAAAGAACCAAUCUUGUGGGUUUUUUAAUGCUUUGAACUCUUUAGCAUGAUGUUGAUUGCUUUGCUGAGCUGGACGUGGCUCUGGUUUGGUAGAUUAAAGAAAUCAUAAACUACAGUGACCAGAACUGACUCAAAUGGCUCACAAGGUCCUAAAGGCUACAGAGCUUGAUCCCUCCUAUGCUACAGUAUUUCAGCCACACUUCCCACGAUGCUUCUGGUUGUGUUGGGUCAGGUGAGGACAGAGGUGGGCAGUGAACAGUUAAGGUACUGGACUAAGACAAUGCAGAAAUACAGUUUUCUCGUGUUACCACAGACUGCCUUAGAAUCUUUGGCCAAGUGACUUAGUCUUCUCCUGCCUUGGUUUCCCCAUCAGUAAAAGAAAAAGAAAAUUUCUUCUUGCUUGAUACAUCUUUUCCAAUGUUCUUCUUCUGAGGGAGGGAGGGAAUGUUUAGAAGCCCACCUAUUUUAUCCUGUUUGCAUUCCUUUUAAUCUUUUUACAGUUUUAAUACUGACUUCAGCUAAGUGAGACUGGGGCCCUGAAUGCUUUUGAGAUAUUCAUCCUGAAGCCAAGAGUUGUUGAGACCAGUGGCUCGCUCUGGCUGUGCCUGUAACAGCACUUGGCAUGAGAGAUCUGGUCUUUAGAGACUCAAACUGCAAACCCCACUGAUGUGCCUACUGCUGGUUAUAGUGUCCCUUAAUUAUUUUUGAAAUGAAGCAAAAAUGAAAUAAAA
Molecule: messenger RNA, 3016 nt
Organism: Lepidothrix coronata (blue-crowned manakin)
Lineage: Eukaryota; Metazoa; Chordata; Aves; Passeriformes; Pipridae
Gene: GP1BB
Product: glycoprotein Ib platelet beta subunit
Exons: 2
Coding region: 1533-2147 (204 amino acids)
Source: RefSeq, a predicted model, not a curated record